GACUGUGAGGGAGGCCCCGAAGGAGAGCCGGCCUCCAUGGCGGACACGUUCUCGGGCCCCUGGCUCCUGGGCUUGCUCCUGCUUCCCUGGACGCUGCCGCUCACAGCUGGAGAAUCAAAGUGCUUUCUUUUAAAAUCGACCUAAGGGGAGAUGGAUACUUUUGAUCAGCACGUCUGGACUCUCACACACCCUUGGCUGUCGAUGCUGAUGCUGGUGGCCACAGAGGGGAUUGAGUUCCAGGCAGAGUGAAGAGCUGGGGCCAAGGCCUGGGCCAGGAGGGCAGAUGGUGAAGGUCGUGAACCACACUGGUGCGCCCAUUUUGGUCUCUCUGGCCAACAAGGCCAUUUCCUUCGACUGCAGAAUCACCUACGCAGACAGGGCCAGAUUCGAGAACUUCACAGCCUCGUACUUUUAUAUGGACCUCCAGAACCGGAAGAGCACCAGCGAGCGGAUUAAGUGCCUACCCGACCUGGGCAAAGAGAACGAGGAGCAUGCUCUGAAAUGUGGGGUCACCCCCAAGCUGCCCAAUGCAUCGGCCACGGGUACCUACUAUUGCUCCGUGGAGUGGCCCGAGUUCCAUAAAAUCAGCGAAGGCAUCUUCAUCCUGGUCAGAGACAUAGGGUACCGAGGGCCCCCGCAGGGCUCCCAGCAGCUCCUGCUCUUUUGCUUCACUGGCAUCCUGAGUGUGCUGAGCAUCUUGGUCACAGCCCUGCUGCUCUGGAAGAAGAAAAGGAUGCAGGCUCCUCAGAAGCACUCGGACCCGAGCGCCCACAGCCAGCAGCAGCCUCCGGACGAAUCCGUCUACACAGCCCUACAGCGCAGAGACACUGAAAUCUACUCUUGCAUCCAGAAUGAGGCCAGCAGCCUGCCGACCACCCAGAGCCUCCACUCCCAGAAGAAACUGCACGGAUUUACGGAUGACAGCGAAUUUAAUAACAUGGUCUAUGAAAACUUCUAGGACGAGCUCCACUGGCGCAUAGAUCUGGCCCUGGAUCCAAGGCCCCACGGCAGCCCCUCCCUCCACAGGACUGGCCCCGCACCAGGAGCGAGGCCCCUGGGGUGCCCCAUCACCUUGCCCCCACAUUCAAGGUGUUCCCAGCCUUGGGUGUGCCCCUUACCCCCCAUUCUGUGGCCUAGCCAUACCCACUGAGCAUCUUGCAUCUGGCUUUUGCCCGGGCUCUUCCCUCAGCCUGCCAGCCCAUCCUCCAGACUCCAUGG
This is a messenger RNA of Callorhinus ursinus (northern fur seal), 1218 nucleotides long. Lineage: Eukaryota; Metazoa; Chordata; Mammalia; Carnivora; Otariidae. The record is from RefSeq and is a predicted model, not a curated record.